Messenger RNA from Mitosporidium daphniae, 684 nucleotides. Its product is annotated as 3',5'-cyclic-nucleotide phosphodiesterase. The record is from RefSeq and is a predicted model, not a curated record. Gene Ontology annotation, molecular function: 3',5'-cyclic-nucleotide phosphodiesterase activity. Bases 1 to 684 code for a protein of 227 amino acids. Gene Ontology annotation, biological process: signal transduction. The transcript is spliced from 2 exons. NCBI's taxonomy places the organism in Eukaryota, Fungi, Microsporidia.
AUGUUGAAAUUUUUUCUCUGCUUCUUGCCUCUCACUGCCAUGACAUUCGACAUCCUGGAUGCUCCAAUCAAUUCUUGGUUAGUGCCUUUUAGCGUAUCGAAAUCCAGAUUGGCACGUGAGUAUAAUGACGUGAGCGUUCUCGAACUAUACCAUUGGGCACAAUUGAGACAAAUACUCAAAAAUACGGAGGGCUUCAACGCCCUGCCUUCCCUUUCGGGACAAAUGAAAGACGAUAUCAUCAAGAUGCUGUAUGAAUACAUCAUCGCCACGGACUUGGCGCGCCAUUUCACAUUUAUUCAAAAAUUGACUGUUUUUUUAUCUCAGAAAAGCUACUCGCAAAUUUUUGAAACAAAGCCUGGUCGUAUCUUAAUUAGUUGCUGUAUCAUAAAAUUUUCUGACAUUUCAAAUGUGUCGCGGCCUUUCCAUAUUUACAUGAAAUGGGUCAAUUCUCUAGUUAAUGAAUGCAUCAUUCAGAACAAGAUGGAGGAUAUAUUUCAAUUUCCAUGUCACCAGUUUGAUGUGUCUAACAUUUCCGCCUUUCAGCGCCAUUUCAUGGAUAAGAUCGUGAUGCCCUUUUUUAAGGUCUUGUCGCAAUUUUUUCAAGGACCUCUUACCGAUGCUUUUAAUAUUUAUGCGGCAAAUCGAAUGUAUUGGAACAUAUUCCACGAGGCUAUGCCAGUUUGA